GCAGUCAACAUACUUUUUGGAGGCUAUUCUAAAAAAUAUCUGGCAACUACUGGUCGCUCAACCAUUUCCCUCGUGUUUCAGCGAAAUUAUUACCAAUAAAUAUAUUAUAAAGAUGAAUCCAGAAAAAUUAAGUAAACUCCAAGCCCAAGUACGCAUAGGAGGCAAGGGCACUGCUCGAAGGAAGAAGAAGGUGGUACACAGAACAGCUACCACAGAUGAUAAAAAAUUACAGAGUUCUCUUAAAAAAUUAGCUGUUAAUAAUAUUCCUGGUAUUGAGGAAGUAAAUAUGAUAAAAGAUGAUGGGUCCGUAAUUCAUUUCAACAAUCCUAAAGUUCAAGCAUCAUUGGCGGCUAAUACUUUUGCCAUUACUGGCCAUGCUGAACCCAAACAGAUAACAGAAAUGCUUCCUGGAAUUCUGAACCAACUGGGAGCUGAAAGUCUGACACAUCUGAAACGACUUGCAACUAUGCAAAAUGCAACAGAUCUUCUUUCAGGGCCUAUUUCUGAACAAACAAAUAGUGGAGUUGAUGAGGAAGAGGAUGAAGAAGUGCCAGAUUUGGUUGAAAAUUUCGAUGAACCUUCCAAGGCCGAAGGUGUGUAAAAUAGUAGAAAUAAAGAAGAUAUCCUGCAUUAACAACCAUGUAUUUUUAUUUGGUCAUGGUUACACAACCAUUGCCUUGUUUUCAAAAUUCAUGUAUCAAACUGUGCGUAGUAAAAACAAUGUUUGUAUGA
Argiope bruennichi is the source of this 732-nucleotide messenger RNA. RefSeq names its product transcription factor BTF3 homolog 4-like (gene bic). The record is from RefSeq and is a predicted model, not a curated record. The transcript has 7 exons. Lineage: Eukaryota; Metazoa; Arthropoda; Arachnida; Araneae; Araneidae. Gene Ontology annotation, cellular component: cytosol; nascent polypeptide-associated complex. Bases 113 to 601 code for a protein of 162 amino acids.